AGAUGACUCGUUUUGUCAUUCUGAUCUUUGCAGCUGGAAUCUUAGCCCUGGCAGGGGGAACUCCCCAGAUUCUGGAGGAACGGAAUGCCGAUCCAUGCUAUAACUACCAAACGCUGAGUGAGGUAUGGAGGAAUGUCAACCACGGCGUAAACGAUCCACCUGAGUGCGACAGAGGCAUGAACGGGGAGUGGUACCGCUUCGUGGGUGCAGCAGGAGACCGCAUGCCCACACAGCGGCCACCCUCCACACACAGAUGUGGCGCUCAUGCUCCAUUUUGGAUGAAUGGUGCACACCCUUCUGUGGCCGACGGUGUGGUGAGCCGUCAGGCGUGUGGCUACUAUUCAAGCGAUCCUUGCAGGGCAACAAUGAUUAUCCAGGUCAAGGCUUGCAGUGGCGGAUUUUAUGUGUACCAACUACCAUCAACCUCCUGUUAUUAUGUGUACUGUGGAGACAUCAAUGAAUGCGCUACCGACAACGGAGGCUGUUCUCACCAGUGUGUCAACACACAAGGGUCCUACAACUGUGCAUGUCCGGAUGACGGACUUACCCUUGGGCCGGACGGACAUUACUGCACAGUCCACGGUGCGGUUAUCGACUGUACCAACGACUACAUGCAAGUCGAACUGCCGCGUGAGACGGUGGGAAACCUGGACGCUAAACACCUGCACUGGGAGCCGGACCGGAGGUGCGGGGCUACGGCUAACGGGACACACAUCCGGCUGCGUACCGGGCUGUACGAGUGUGGCACACAGGUGGAGUUUACUCCGGAUGACGUCAUCUUUUCCAACCGCAUCGUUACCCAUGGCAACUACACCGCCAUGUUGGAUGGCGUCAUAACCAGAGGUGGUGACGUCGACAUCCCGGUCAGGUGUGUGUACCCCCGGAAAGAACUCGUCCACACCAGUUUCCAGCCGGCCGUGCGGACGCUAAGCUUCACUGAGCGGGGAGUCGGCACCCUGACUCUCCGCCUGGACGCCUUCCGGACCCAACAGUUCCUGCAGCCGUACGGAGAGGCAGACUUCCCGCUCAACAUGGCUCUACGGUCCGACAUGUUCCUACAGCUACAGGCUGAGGGGCAUCAGCAGGAUGAUGAACUGUCUGUACUGGCCGAGAGUUGUGUGGCCACUCCCUCCAUGAACCUGAAUGACCAGCAUCAAUACGUUCUGGUGGAAAACGGAUGUCCCAAGGACGCGACGUUCCAAAGCUUCUCCAGUCCGAACCCAGCCGUCCAGCGUUUCGGCUUCCAGGUCUUCCGCUUCGUUGACGACCAGCCCGUGGUUUAUGUGCAUUGUGAGGUCGUUGUUUGCAACGCUACCGACCCGAACUCGCGGUGCGCCCAGGGCUGCAUUAGCAAUGCCAGGAGCAAGAGGGCGCUUCAGAUGACCGGUCGCCACUUCAUCUCCCAAGGACCUCUGGUGUAUGGCGGGAACGUAGAGAAGGGGUGGGGCCCUGUGACACCAAGCCUAGUGGCUGUGGGAGGGCUCCUGUGCUGCGUGCUGUUCACGGCGGUGGGUGUGGCCAUCGGGAAGCGUCAGCGCCGCCCGCGGUACAGCGCCGUCCCCUCCACCGACCAGGAGUGAUCCACACUCCCACGGGCACGGCAAGAUGCCACGCAAGCUUAAGACAGCAGAUUGUCUUCAACGCUACAUAAUUAGACACUUUGUAGUUUAGAUGCAAUAAGAAAAUAAAUGUUUAAAGCGCAUGAACCACAACUGUUUUGGUCUUAUUUGUGUCAUGUAGUAGCUGAUUUUAUUCAAUGCCUUGUGGAUAAGGAUAGUGCGUCUAGUAAUGUUUUAUAAAAAGCGAAAACCCAACUUUCAUUAUCCACCUAAAACUGCUCAAUGCAAUGUCAGUCUUUACACCUGUGUUUGUCAGUAGUACAUUCAUUUUGCGUUUAAAAUUAGGAAAAGUAAAGAAAGAGAUAAAAUCAUUAACAAACUAUUAUUUUCAAACUUCACCUUGUCUCGUCGUCAUCUUGAGGGUCAGGGACUAUAUGUUAGCAUGGUUAAAUGUUUAGAAACAUCCUAGUUCUAGUUCAACUUCUAGCGGGAUACUCAAGAGAAGCUAAAGCUGGGGAAUCUAUUAUAGUAGCAAUGGUAGCAAGACAAUACAUUUCAUAACAAGCAAUAGACAUCUUCCCUCCAUGAACGAGGUUGGUGUUGUGUACAAACAAACCACCCCAU
This is a messenger RNA of Branchiostoma belcheri (Belcher's lancelet), 2183 nucleotides long. Its product is annotated as oncoprotein-induced transcript 3 protein-like. The transcript has 11 exons. Bases 3 to 1580 code for a protein of 525 amino acids. Gene Ontology annotation, molecular function: calcium ion binding. The record is from RefSeq and is a predicted model, not a curated record. NCBI's taxonomy places the organism in Eukaryota, Metazoa, Chordata, Leptocardii, Amphioxiformes, Branchiostomatidae.